Molecule: messenger RNA, 3055 nt
Organism: Gymnogyps californianus (California condor)
Lineage: Eukaryota; Metazoa; Chordata; Aves; Accipitriformes; Cathartidae
Gene: DNAJC18
Product: DnaJ heat shock protein family (Hsp40) member C18
Exons: 7
Coding region: 1-891 (296 amino acids)
Biological process (GO): cellular response to misfolded protein
Cellular component (GO): endoplasmic reticulum membrane
Molecular function (GO): Hsp70 protein binding
Source: RefSeq, a predicted model, not a curated record
AUGACCUACACGGCGGAGCAGCUGGACGGCGUGCGGCGGAUAAAGCGGUGUCGGAACUACUAUGAAAUUCUGGGGGUGGGGAGGGACGCCAGCGAGGAGGACCUGAAGAAAGCCUACCGCAAACUGGCCCUGAAAUUUCACCCUGACAAGAACCGCGCUCCCGGAGCGACGGAAGCUUUUAAAGCAAUAGGCAAUGCUUUUGCAGUUCUGAGCAACCCUGAAAAACGAUUACGAUACGAUGAAUUCGGAAGUGACCAAGAGCAUGUCAGCACUGGCCAGGCCAGGCACUAUAAUUACUACACAGAAUUUGAAGCAGACAUUACACCAGAAGAAAUAUUCAAUGUGUUUUUUGGUGGGCACUUUCCUACAGGAAAUAUCCAUAUGUUCUCAAAUGUAGCCAGAGAUGCACACUAUUAUCCACGGAGGCACCGAAAUGAAAGAGCAUGGACGCAGGAGCAAGAGGAGGAAGAAAACAGGCCACAGAAUUCAUAUUCUGCAUUUAUUCAGUUGAUGCCAGUUUUCAUUAUUAUAAUAGUGUCAGUUAUAACUCAACUGAUGGCCACAAACCCACCCUACAGCCUAUUCUACAAAUCGUCCAUAGGCCAUGUUAUUAGUAGAGAAACAGAGAACUUGCAGGUGCCUUACUAUGUUGAUAAAAACUUUGAAAAGAAUUAUCAAGGAGCAGAACUUAAAGAGCUAGAGAAAACGGUUGAAAAAGAUUACAUAGACUAUAUUCAGACCAGCUGCUGGAAGGAGAAACAGCAAAAGUCUGAUUUGUCAAAUUUGGCCAAGCUAUACAGAGAUGAGCGGUUAAAACAGAAAGCAGAAUCACUGAAACUUGAGCACUGUGAGAAGCUCUCCAGUCUGAUUGGAAUGCACAAAGGGGGCUGACCAGGACACACACGUUCUGUAGUUUUAUUUAUUGCUGUUUUAAGUUAUGUUUUUAUUUUCCUUUGUAUAAAAAGGGAAGGAGUCUAUUGUAAAGAGUCUGAAUAUUCGAGUCCUUCUGCAUAUAGUGCAGAGAUGGGCAAACACAAGCUGUAGAGCUAGUGUUUGCUGUAAUAUAUACUGUACACUGUAUUUGGUUCCAAGGACCAGUGGCACUUUGUAAAUUAAUUCCCUGGGAAACGCUGUUAGUUUGGAACCUGUCUUCAUCGGUAGUUUGUCUGCCAUCCAAACAGUAUCUGCUUCCCAGGAGAGCAGACAAAUGUCUUGGCUUUCUGUAUUUUAUAUGGACCUGCAAUUCACUCGAUCGCCCGAACAGCGUAGUUCUCAGUAUGAAGUGCGCUAGCCUUCUCGUACUGAUACCAAGUGGAUGUCCUUGCUUCUACAGCGGUUUGUAAUGAGAAUUUAGAGGGAAGGCGUCACGUUUCCUGUUCGAGUGUAAUAUGCAAUGCUUAAUUCAGAAGAGUCACGUACCUGCUUCAGGUGAGCACUUGAGCAGGCUCCCAGCCCUCCCUGCUGUCAAAGGGACGUAACCCCGUGCUUGUCUGACUGGAGGGCCGUGCCCGUUCUGUUCCGUGGUGAGGCGGCACGCCGAGAUGCCGUGCCCGUUCUGUUCCGUGGUGAGACGGCACGCCGAGAUGCCAACAGCAACAUCGAAGAAGAAGAUGGAAGUCUGUGAAUUGCGCCAAUUCCGAUGUCUGCCAAACUGUAGAGAAAGGACAACUGUAUUUAUUUUCUCAUAUGUUUUCAGUGGCAUAUUUUUAAGCUGGCUGUUUAAUUCUGAUUUUUAUCUGCAAACUCUUCUCCAGCUGUUACAGGGGUCCUGCUUUUUCUGGUACAGUUUUGAUGUAGCAUAUUUUUACUCUGUUGAGCAGUUAUGAAUGUUUCACUGUAGAGAGUAGUAUUGCAAAGAAAAAGAUCCAUGUAGUAGUGUCCUGUUUUUUCUUGAUCCUCCUUUACGAAACCAGGCAUUUAAAGGCAGGUUGAGGAUGGGUUAUACUCCUCAGCAGCAGAGAACAGUGUUACUCCAGCUGAGCAUCACUAACCUCCUGAGCCAGUUUCUCUGGUGGGGUGCGGCGGGCACGUACCGCACGUGGAAGGAACUGUCCUUACAAAGGACAUCUCCGAGCAGUACAGGCACUGGAGGUGCGGGCGUCUGCCCUCCCUCCCCGAUAUGUGGGCUCAGCGUAGCCACAGCAGAGGCAGCGCUCGCCUCUCUGACAUGGAAAUACAUGUCUAUUAAAACUGAACAAGUCUCCGUUGUUGCCCCCAUUCCCAAAACGCACUACGAGUAGCACAGGAUGCCACAGGUGGCCUUGGCUUAAACCUAGGAAGCAAAGUGCUCAAAAUUUUGAGAAAUGCCGGAAUUAAAAUUGCCUUUAAAGCUUAGACUUUGAGUCUCCGCGUGCCUGGGCGUUACGGUGCAGUCGCGUACUAGUGCUCUGCCCGUGCGCCGAGGGCGUCCCGUUGGCACGGUGCACGAGACGGCUGGUACUGAGAGCGGGGAACUGGGACCAUCGGUACCAGAAAGGGUCCCCUUGGUGUCCCUGUCCCGUCCCUUACGGCGGCGGGAGGUUGGGCAGCAGGCGAAGGAAGAGAAGCUCUUCUGGUGGUCUGCACCAGGGGCGGGGUGUUUGUCUUGGGGUGUGAGACUUGGUGCUUCUGCAGAUGAGACGUACACAUCCCGUCUAUGAUGAGACCAUUGCAACUACAGCAAUAUUGCUGCUAUGAAGUGGUGGUGUGUUAAAAAAAAAUUUAAAAAACUCAGCAUAAUGACUCCUUAAAAUAGCAUUUUCUUAUUACUGUUUGUUCCCGUUGGGAAACUUUGAGGGAGCCCUUGGGGAAGCUGAGCAGAGUUUGUCAGCCACUCGGGAUGGGAAGAGCGGCAGUAAAAAAGGCAUUUGGAGGGGGUUGUUGUGAAACAUGUUCAGUGUGUGAGAGUCUGUAAGGGCAAAAAUGUUGAUUAUUCUAGAUUGGUAAUGUGGCUGGCAGUAGGACAGGCAGCCUGAAUUCUGGUGUUUCCCAGUUUUGAGCACAUAACAUGAGUGUGUACCAAAAGCAAAAUUCUUUUAAUGUUGCUUUUUAUAUAUUAAAUAGUUUGUAGAAUAUA